GUGGACGAGCUGCUCCGCCGCAUCAGACUCGGCAGCUGUGCUCGCCGAACCAACCGCCGAACCAACCGCCGAACCAACCACCACCCCGCCACGUCUUGGAUCUCUCCUGACCGAGCAUCAUGGACUUCACCGAGCUCUACAAGCAGUCGUCCGGCCUCUGCUACUUCUCACCCAAUGGACAGUACCUCGCCACCGCCGUCCAGCACCGGCUGGUCAUACGUGACUCGGAGUCGCUGCAGAUCCUGCACCUCUUCAGCUGCGUCGACGAGGUCCAGGAUAUCGCGUGGAGUCCCGACUCGGAUCUGAUCCUGUGUGCCUCCUACCGCCUUUCGGUCAUCCAAGUCUGGAGUCUGCGGGACCCAGAGUGGACUUGCAAGAUUGACGAGGGCGCUGCCGGGCUUGCCUCAGUCAAGUGGGCCAAGGACGCCCGGAGCAUCAUGUCCUUUUCGGACUUUCAGCUGCGGGUCACUAUUUGGUCAAUGGUCACCAAGAGUGCUGCAUAUAUCCAAUAUCCCAAGUUUGCCGACAGAGGCUAUUGCUUCCGAGGCGAUGGACGCUACUUUGCACUCGCGGAGCGGAAGGACGGCAAAGACUCGCUGACCGUCUACGACUGCGACGACUGGUCGAUACUGAAGCACUUUCCACUGGAGACUCGAGACCUCGAAGAUAUUGCUUGGUCCCCUGACGGUCGGUACAUUGCCGUAUGGGAAAGCCUGCUCGAGUAUCAAAUGCUGGUCUACUACCCCGACGGCAGACUGGCAGCACGAUAUUCGGCGUACGAUGAAGGACUGGGUGUCAAAUCGGUGCGAUGGUCGCCGUCAAGUCAAUUCUUGGCGAUCGGCAGCUAUGAUCAGCAAGUGCGGAUCUUGAACUACUACACAUGGAAGCCAUUGAUCACAUUCAGCCAUCCCACAACCUUGACUCCGCCAGACAUCGCUCUGUUCCGGGAGCUCGAUCUGAGAGAUAUCCGCGACGAUUCGGCUGGUGGAGUGUGGGCAGCCCAGGCUGCCGGGCAUAAACCAAAGAUAAGAUACGAGGUGGCGAGGCCUCCUCUGACUAUCCAAACCACCCGUAUCGACCCCGACAAGCCAAAUCCAAAAAUGGGCGUUGGGGCACUCGAAUUCAACUGCACUGGAAACUACAUGGUCACUCGCAACGAUAACAUGUCGCAGUGCCUGUGGAUCUGGGACCUCGUGGGUCUUCGGCAAGUUGCGCUGAUCACGCAGCUGCUGCCCAUCAAAUCCAUCAAAUGGAAUCCAGUCUACCCAGAUCAGCUGGCGUGGUGCUGCGGGAACGGGUUUCUCUAUCUGUGGGGUGGUGAAACGAUGGGUUGCGAAGCAAUCGAGAUCCCAGCAGUCAACUUCCAAGUCGUGAGCCUCGAUUGGAACCCGGACGGCAAGUCGUUGGUGCUGGUGGACAAGGACAAGUUUUGCCUUGCUUUCCUGGUAGAUGAAGACGGCGACAAUCACAUGGUCUCAUAGCGCACACAUAUUGGCUAUGCGGCGACCAUCACACAGCAGACAUCUUGUCGAGCAGUAAAGUCGGUUUUGCAAGGGCCAACUUGC
Messenger RNA from Polychytrium aggregatum, 1565 nucleotides. Its product is annotated as quinon protein alcohol dehydrogenase-like superfamily. Gene Ontology annotation, molecular function: protein binding. The coding region runs from base 120 to 1481 and encodes 453 amino acids. The record is from RefSeq and is a predicted model, not a curated record. Gene Ontology annotation, cellular component: mitotic spindle; elongator holoenzyme complex; microtubule organizing center. The transcript has 10 exons. NCBI's taxonomy places the organism in Eukaryota, Fungi, Chytridiomycota, Chytridiomycetes, Polychytriales. Gene Ontology annotation, biological process: microtubule anchoring at mitotic spindle pole body; protein localization to mitotic spindle pole body; mitotic sister chromatid segregation.